Molecule: messenger RNA, 4889 nt
Organism: Monopterus albus (swamp eel)
Lineage: Eukaryota; Metazoa; Chordata; Actinopteri; Synbranchiformes; Synbranchidae
Gene: hook3
Product: hook microtubule-tethering protein 3
Exons: 25
Coding region: 257-2482 (741 amino acids)
Biological process (GO): cytoskeleton-dependent intracellular transport; cytoplasmic microtubule organization
Cellular component (GO): centrosome; cytoplasm
Molecular function (GO): dynein light intermediate chain binding; microtubule binding
Source: RefSeq, a predicted model, not a curated record
CUUUUAAAAUAUACUCCAUACCCUUUGCACAUGUCCAAUAUUUUUUUGUCUUGAUUGAGCUUUUUCUGUAAUAGAGGAUUCAUUGCAAUGAGCUGCAGACUCCGCCCAGUCAGUCUUCCUCGGGAAGACGCCGGAGUGUUGAAGCAGCGAACCCUAUUACUGGGCGACGGAUUGUGAGACAUCCACAGAACGAGAGAAGCCGAUUGUUAACUUCAGGCCCUGUUCGCCGUAUAAAGUCAAUCUGCGUUAGGUAACGAUGAGUACACCGGAGUCUUUGGAUCGAAUGGAACUCUGCGAAAGCCUCUUGACAUGGAUCCAGACAUUUGGAGUGGAGGCUCCAUGCAAAACAGUAGAAGACUUGACGAGUGGGGUUGUCAUGGCCCAAGCUCUACAGAAAAUAGAUAUAGUGUAUUUCAACGAUGCUUGGAUUAGUAGAAUCAAGCCAGAAGUUGGGGACAACUGGAGGUUAAAGGUCAGCAAUCUAAAGAAAAUUCUUAAAGGUAUCCUGGACUAUUACCAGGAGAGCCUAGGCCAGCACAUUAAUGACUUCACACUACCAGAUGUUAACCUUAUUGGGGAACACUCCGACGCAGCAGAACUUGGGAGGAUGCUGCAGCUCAUACUGGGCUGUGCUGUUAACUGUGAACAGAAACAAGAAUACAUCCAGACCAUAAUGAUGAUGGAGGAGUCAGUGCAGCAUGUUGUCAUGACAGCCAUCCAGGAGCUGAUGAGUAAAGAGACUCAAGUGAGUGGAGGAGGUGACUCAUAUAUGGAUCUAGACAGACAGCUGAAGAAGACAGUUGAGGAGCUGAAUGAUGCUUUGGCUACCAAGGAAGAGAUUGCCCAAAGGUGUCGUGAGCUUGACAUGCAGGCCCUCCAUGCCCAAGAGGAGCGUGAUAGACUGAGGUUAGACUUAAAUGAGCUAGAAGAGAGGGUGGCAGCCCUGCAGGAGGAGAAAAGCAGUUUGCUAGCAGAAAACCAGGUUCUCAUGGAGAGACUUAACCAGUCUGACUCCAUAGAAGACAUAAACAGCCCUGCUGGACGACGGCACCUCCAGCUGCAGGCACAGCUGGAGCAACUGCAGGAGGAAACGUUCAGGUUGGAGGCAGCAAAAGACGACUACCGGAUCCGUUGUGAGGAGCUUGAAAAAGAACUCUUGGAUGUAAAGUCACAGAAUGAAGAGCUUGUUUCACUGGCUGAUGAAGCCCAGUCUCUCAAAGAUGAGAUCGACGUCCUCAGACACUCAUCAGACAAAGUGCCAAAGCUGGAGGGCACAGUGGAACACUACAAGAAGAAACUGGAGGACUUGGGACUUCUCAGGAGACAGAAUAAACUUAUGGAGGAGAAGAACACAGUAUUAAUGCAGACCAAUGUCAGUUUGGAGGAAGAGCUACGAAAGGCAAAUGCUACCAAGGGCCAGCUGGAGUUGUACAAAAGACAGGUGGUUGAACUGCAAAACAGACUCUCAGAAGAGUCUAAAAAGGCUGACAAGAUGGAGUUUGAGUACAAACGCCUCAAAGAGAAAGUGGACUCUCUACAAAAAGAAAAAGAUCGUAUGCGAACGGAGAGAGACUCUCUGAAGGAGACCAUUGAAGAACUACAUUGUGUCCAAGCUCAAGAGGGACGGCUUUCAUCAGGUCUCUUUCCGUUGGUCAGCAAUGAUGGGUCUGACUCGCUGGCUGCUGAGAUCACCACCCCAGAGAUUCGAGAACAUUUGAUUCGUCUUCAGCAUGAGAACAAGAUGUUGAAGCUGGCUCAGGAGGGGUCAGAUAAUGAGAAGAUCGCACUGUUGCAGAGCCUACUAGAGGAUGCCAACAGAAGAAAAAAUGAACUGGAAACAGAGAACAGGUUAAUCAAUCAGCGACUGAUGGAAGAGCAGAGUCAGGUUGAGGAGCUACAGAAGACUCUUCAAGAACAAGGCUCCAAAGCAGAUGAUUCUUCUGUUCUGAAGAAGAAAUAUGAGGAGCACAUGGAGAAACUACGAGAGUUGAACAAUGAAUUACUGAAGAAAAACGCCUUAAUCGAUGAAAUGGAGCCUAAAUACAGUGCCAACUCCCAAAGAGUGGAGGAGCUGGAAGAGGCCUUGAAAAAGAAAGAUGAAGAAAUGAAACAGAUGGAGGAGAGAUAUAAGAAAUACCUAGAAAAAGCCAAGAGCGUGAUCCGGACCCUGGACCCCAAACAGAACCAGGGUUCAGGUCCAGAGGUCCAGGCCCUGAAGAACCAGCUGCAGGAGAAGGAGAGGAUGUUACACUCGUUGGAGAAAGAGAUGGACAAGACAAAGAGCCAGAGAGAUUAUGAGGAGAAACUGAUUGUAUCAGCCUGGUACAAUAUGGGUAUGUCUCUGCAGAAGAAGGCGGCUGAAGACCGACUUGCCAGCACUGGUUCGGGUCAGUCCUUCCUGGCCCGGCAGAGACAGGCCACCAGCACACGCCGCCCCUAUCCAGGCCACGCCCAGCAAGCUACCGCAAGAUCCAUGAGGUAGAGAUGCCAGACAAGGUUUCUCAAAUCUUGCACCACGUUUUUAUUUUCCCCUGACUAAACACAUUUUUCCCUGACAUGUGUGAUGCCACAGUCUAUAUAUCCCCGGCAUAUUUGUUAGGGUCUGACUAAUCACUUCAAACACCCUCUCUUCCUCCCUCUCAACCACUGACCUUCCUGAACCUGUACUCUAGGGCAAACUUUUGCUCCGCAGGUAAUCUGGACCCCACGUCAGAGAAGAUUAGCAUCUCCCCGACGAGUUACUGUCAUUUUUGUUUAAAGAAACCGCACUACCUGUUUAUGCAGCAUUUAUGCACAUCUCUGUCUGUGGUGACAUUUAACAUUCAUCUUAUCUGUUUUAACCUUUAUGAUGCAGCUUUAAAGAGGUUAACAAUAGUUUUCGGUUACAUAUGUCAACUUUUAAAUGUUUUAUUCAAAUGGAGUUUUUCUGAAAGUUGCUUCUCUGCUAUGCCGUUGUUAUUGAGCAACAAAUACACCGAGGUGUAGGAAUAUGUAUAGGCAUCACAUGUAAAUGUUCCAUUUGCUUGCUGAAUGAUCAGAAUCAGCUCUAAUAGGAGUACAUGGGUUGGUUUAAAAAAGAAAAAACAAAAAACUGAACUAUUGAAUGGUAACAGUGCAGCAAUAAUUGUAAAUGAUAAUUUUCUCCCAAGGAAAAAGAAGUUGUGCAAUCCACAGUUAGAUUGUGGAGAUCAAUGUACUACCUAAUAGUGUAGACUGGUUUUCAUUAUCCUUCUUAAGGACCCACUGGCUCUAUGAGCGGUUACCUGGUCGUUCCAGACAACACCCUGUGUGGACAUAGUGUUAAAUUUAAAUGUACUGUACUGUAUGUGCUACUGUAUUUGGUCGGUUUUGUCCUUGCACCACCGCAGUCUUCCCUUCUCACACAACACAAAGAAUUGUGUUGAAGCAAAAUCUAGUUGUUAUGAGAGCCUCAGUUUGUUUGAAAGGAGAUUUAGAUUGUUGAUUGCUCUUAAUACCAAAAAGAUACAAUUAAGAUGGUGUUCAGUCAGUGUGGCUCAUUGACGCAAACUAUCAUUUUUAGGAACAAUGUAUCUCUGUUGUUGUAAAACGGUUUUUCAGUGUGUUAAAAGGAGUUUUGAUAGGCACUACACAGUAUUGCCCAUGUCGCUUUAAGUAGAAAUCUUGAAUAGGUAUGCUUUUUGCAGCUCUUCCCAUCCUUUCUUUAACCCGUUUUUUGUUCCAUUCUGUUUACGUUGAUUUUUUUUAAAGCACAUCAUGAAGGAUCUCUUAUUAACGAGAUGGACCUUAAUAAGCAUUCAUUUUAGGCCGAGAGGCCCUGUCAUCUGACCGUUAUCUCUCUUUCUCCUCCUUCAACAGCAAUGUCACUGCAUGACUGGCACACCAAUGAACUGGCCAAGCUUGGUGUAGCUGGGUUAGGCUGAGGCACUCGAUGCAUGAACUGCCUGCCUGCCUCCUGUCUGCAUGACUUUGCAUUGACUCAAGCCUGCGAAUAACCAGCACACCCAGCAGCAGCAUGAGCACUAACAACCCCCUGCAGUGUCAUGCAAUGUAAUCUGCAGUCGAGCCUAAGGAGGAAUGGUGUUGGACAAAGAAAACCCUCACCCUCUUUCCCCUAGUUCAACUAUGUUCCACCAUUCCAACUCCAUCUUCCUCUUGUUCUCCUGCUCUUUGUUAUCCUUUCCACCUCCUCUCCUCCAUUACAUUUCAUGGACAUGCCUGCUUGUGCUUCCACAUGCAUCAAGUGUGUUCCUACUCAACAUACAGUAUGUUACAAGGGCAGAACAUUGCAGUAUGGGCUGUCAAUCAACCAGCUGAUUUAAUAGGUCUUUCUGUGGUGCUUGUGUGGAACUUGACAUAGGCUGGGAGUUUCAGGAUACCUCAGUGACAUGUUCUAAUUUACACGUUUGGGAGAGAGUUGGCAUCAGUGAGAGAGAGAUAUUUGAGAGGUGUGGCCUGUAGAACAGCCUGCACAACAAAAAAAGGAGUCGGCUCCCUUUUUAACUUAAGACUGUGCAUCUCCUGCAAUGGUUCUACCCAACCUUUUCCUCAACAUCUUAGGAGUGCUUUUACCUCAAGUAUUAGUGAGUACAACAAGUUUUGGACUAAAGGAGAGCUUGUGGGGCAUUACUGUCUUGCUCUGUAGAGUUUUGAACAGUUUGCAGUAAGACCAUAGGAUGACACUGUUUUUCAAUGAGUAAUGUUACAAAUAGGGUUUUAUACAGGAUGAAAUCCCUCAUUAAACCUACGUGUGAUUUUUCUUUAGGUGCAAUUUAUUAUCAGUGCAGUGUCUCGGUUAAAAUGCAUAUUAACACAUCAUAUGGUGCCUCUGAUACUGGCUAUAUUAUAGUUUUUUUCUUUCUAAGCACCAAAUAAACACAUGUUUAUUAGACUUUUGAAUCAAACUACUC